CAGCUCCAUGAGACUGUGAAAAGAAAGCUUGAUAGUGCUGCUUCCCCUCAGAACGGAGACCAGCAGAAUGGCUAUGGCGAUGUAUUUUCUGUGUCCAAGAAACUGCGUCGUGAUGAUGGUCUUGGUGGAGUGAGUGGUUCUUCCAAUGGAAUGCCUCCUGUGUCUCCACUCCAUCAUCUUGACAAGAAAUCCGGCAGCGGGGAUACGUUACAGCUUAAUGGAAAACAUCCCAUGGGGCUAGAUGGCAUCAGCAAGAAGUGUCUUCCAGAUUCCAGCCUGCAAAUGAAUGGAGGUGGUGAUGCUGAUGACUCAUUUCCUUUGAGUUUGAACAAAGAGCUGAAGCAGGAGCCGGUAGAUGAUCUUCCAUGUAUGAUUGCUGGAGCAGGGGGUUCUAUGUCUCAGAAUAACUUGAUGCCUGAUCUUAAUCUUAAUGAGCAAGAAUGGAAGGAACUUAUUGAGGAGCUUAAUAGAUCAGUACCUGAUGAAGACAUGAAGGAUCUCUUUAAUGAAGACUUCGAAGAGAAAAAAGAUGCGGAUUCUUCAAAUUCAGCUGCACAGACUCCAUUGCCACAAGAUAUUAACAUAAAAACUGAGUUUUCCCCAGCACCCUUUGAACAAGAACAGAUGGGAUCUCCCCAGGUUAGAUCCACUUCAUCAGGUUCGGCAUUUAUUGGUGCUGCUUCUGUACCUGUAAGCACCGCUUCUCCAGCGGUUGGUAGUUCUCAGGCUAUGUUUCAGCCUUCCAGUCAGUCAAUGACUGAAAAUCAUAAUCAACCCAUGAUGCAGGCAUCAAACCACUCUCAGAAUGUCCAGAGGCCUCUCCCCAAUGUGUUGUUACCUGGGAAGGGUGCAGGAAGUGCCAAAGAAAUGUCUUCUGCUCAUCAACUUCAGCAAAUUGCUGCUAAGCAGAAGAGAGACCAGAUGUUGCAGAACCAGCAACAAGCUUCACAAGUCCACCAAACGAAUCAGAUGUCUACAUGGCAACAGUCUGGGCCUUCUCAUAGUCCACUGGCUGUCCCAUAUACCAUGGAAAAUCCCACCAGCCCAUCGGUUUACCAGCCAGACUUCAACAAUCAGAAACUCAUGAUGCCUAAUAUGGGAAAUAAAAGCUCACCGAGAGCUGGAGGCAAUUACCAUGUGAACAUUUUGGGUCAUCAGCAAAACAGCUUGAACCAGAACCCUGUGAAUAGUCAAGGCUCUAUGCUAGACUAUGGGAACACCAAACCCCUUUCACAUUACAAAGCAGAAUGUGAGCAGGGAGUUACGGUACCUGGUCAGAACAAGACUCCCAUGUUGGCAUACAUACAACAGCGCCAGCAGGCACCACUGUCUCAUGUGAGCGAUGACCAGAAUGGGAUGAUCCUGUUGAAACCCAAGUCUGGAAGCAUUGCCUACCGACUACCGCACAGUCAGGAUCAAACCCCUUCUCCUAACGUUCCUCGCGUUCCUGUUUCUGUCCCGGGCCCUGGCGUGGGUGCCCAGGCUCCCAACGUCUCCAUGGCAGGUAACCACAGCAACUCACCUUAUCUCAGCAAUCAGCAGCAAGCAGCAGUGAUGAAGCAACACCAAAUGCUGAUGGACCAGCAGAAGCAGAGGGAGCAGCAACAAAAGCACUUGCUUAUGGAGCAACAGAAGCAGCAAUUCCUAAUGGAGCAGAGACAGCAACAUCUUCUGGCUGAGCAG
This is a messenger RNA of Pterocles gutturalis (yellow-throated sandgrouse), 1683 nucleotides long. RefSeq names its product mastermind-like 1 (Drosophila) (gene MAML1). NCBI's taxonomy places the organism in Eukaryota, Metazoa, Chordata, Aves, Pterocliformes, Pteroclidae. The transcript has 2 exons. Gene Ontology annotation, biological process: positive regulation of transcription of Notch receptor target. Gene Ontology annotation, molecular function: transcription coactivator activity. Gene Ontology annotation, cellular component: nucleoplasm. The annotation marks the transcript as partial. The record is from RefSeq and is a predicted model, not a curated record.